CUUCAUAAGCAGUCUUACACAUAUAUGGUCGUGUUUUGGCAAGGCAUACGCGCUGGGACGCCUACUCAUAAUAGUUUUUGUUCUAGGUUAUAAACACUUCACGAUUUCCCCUCAAGCGCUCUCAGGAAUCACCUCAAAAAUGUGCAAAUUGUUGUUAAUGACAUCCAAAAUUAAUGAGCUACUAUGUGCUGCGCUGGGCAUAUAAAUGCGGAAAACGGUAGUUCAUCCAACAAUUGUUAAUGCUACCAUUAUUUAAGACGUACUCGGUCUAGAUUUUGCUCUUUAUAAAAUACUUCGAACGCUAAGGUAAAUCAAUUGAACAAUUGCAAAGAUAUCAUCGUCGAGACGCAUACAUUGUUUACACCGGCUUUUUCGUGACCAUUUGAACAGGAGACGGUGUGGUAUUUAAUUUUAGAAGUUACAAAUUUACAAAACCAUUGUGUUAAACGACUUCUUUCUUUCGGUAUAAGCAUCCUCAUAACGAAAAAUGGUGGAAACAGCGGACGUAUUACCAAUGUUCCAGCGUUCAUGUGACUCAAACCCUGCCAUUGCAGAGGCUAUAACGAACAUUCUUCACAGUUCUGACCUUACAUCUCUCUCGGCAAUGACUCGUCAAGGUGGCUCGUCGCUUAAGACUUCAGAAAAACGAGUAAAACGACCCAUGAAUGCGUUCAUGCUUUACGCCCAAGUCGCCCGUCGAAAGGUUGCGACAAAAUACCCAAAUUUAAACUAUGCAAAGCUUAGCAAAACUCUUGGUAAAAUAUGGCAAGUGUUGCCUGAAGAAGAGCGAAGACCUUUCAUUGAAGAAGCCGAGAGACUUCGAACUCAACAUAAACUCGAGCAUCCAGAUUACAAAUACUCCCCGAAACGACUCAAAGGGAAAAAGCAUCAAUUGGCUAAGAAACAAAAAUUCGAAAAUUUAAGACCGGAGGAACUUUUCAGCAUCAUCAAGAAUGAAACAAAUUCUGAUUCAUUAAGGAUGAGUAACGAUCUCACCUCCGUCACAACAAAUGGGCAGUUUAUGUCUUCGACAACCAGGAAUGGUGCUGUUCAUGAUCAGGCAUCUUUGUAUGCUAACCCAGCAAUGUUCAAGCAUUCGUUAAACAACAUUGAUUUCAAUGGAGUUAUUUCCAAUCGACCUGGUUGUUCUGAACCGUCACUAACGUUCGACUCUGAUGAUAAAUAUUAUCCUCCUCCUAAAUACAAUCAAAAUUUAUAUCAUCAAGGAUUUAACUUUCCCGUUUCGCCAUUUGGUUAUUUAUCGAACAACCUGAACAGAAAUCAUAUUCCUCUCUCAGACUAUAUCUCUUCGCCUAAAGAUGACACUUCAAGUCUGUUUACUCCGUUAUCCAACACAUUUGGUGAUGGUUUGAGUUAUUCUAAACUCGUAGAUCCGAUGGAUAACAUCACUUCAAGUUUUAUAUAAAAACUUCCAGUCUAUUUCUAGUCUAUAAUGGGAAAUUUUGCUUCAUUUAAUAGAGUCAUCUUUAUCUCAAGUAGAUUUGACGAACAUUUUAUUCUUAACUACGGCUUUUGCAAAAUGUGCUGGCACAUUUCUUUGACGUUGUAUAUUAUUAGAUUGUAGAUAAUUCUAUAUUAUUUAUAGAUAUAUACAAUAGCUUUCCUAUUUAUGUUUACUUCUUCCUAUAAAAUGUUAGAUGCGUUGUUAAAUUGUGUUGUUUAAUUCUUAGCAAAGUAUAGAUGUAAUCGUGAAAUAGAUGUUAACUGAUUGUA
Messenger RNA from Xenia sp. Carnegie-2017, 1734 nucleotides. Its product is annotated as transcription factor sox-3-like. Gene Ontology annotation, molecular function: DNA-binding transcription factor activity, RNA polymerase II-specific; RNA polymerase II cis-regulatory region sequence-specific DNA binding. NCBI's taxonomy places the organism in Eukaryota, Metazoa, Cnidaria, Anthozoa, Malacalcyonacea, Xeniidae. The transcript has a single exon. Gene Ontology annotation, biological process: regulation of transcription by RNA polymerase II. Gene Ontology annotation, cellular component: nucleus. Bases 488 to 1426 code for a protein of 312 amino acids. The record is from RefSeq and is a predicted model, not a curated record.